This is a messenger RNA of Trypanosoma brucei brucei TREU927, 1623 nucleotides long. RefSeq lists its product as hypothetical. The record is from RefSeq and is a predicted model, not a curated record. The transcript has a single exon. Bases 1 to 1623 code for a protein of 540 amino acids. Lineage: Eukaryota; Euglenozoa; Kinetoplastea; Trypanosomatida; Trypanosomatidae.
AUGACUAACAAAUACGCCCCUGGAAACCCCUAUUACGGGGACAGUUCUCCCACAUCUGCACUUCUGGGCACCAAUCAGGUGGUGUUUUGUGUCAACUCGGUUCUUUUUCAGAGCUGUGGCCUCCUUCUUGAAGUGCCCAGUGGUCUCACAACUUCAUCAGUGAUGAAAAUUCGUCAGGAGUGUCCAAAUCGUACUGCCAUCUCACUCUCCGUUUGGGUAGAUAUUGCCAUUAAUGUUCUUGGCAUGCGCGAGUCCGUUGCCAGUUCAAUUUUCGAUGUGGUAUACGCAUUAACAGGUGGAUACACUCAAUACACUGCAGCAUCACUAGGAAGCAGUACAGGGAGCGGCAACGGCAGCCCUGAGGUGAGGUCGCCGGUGGAAUGCAGGCAGGAGGAAAGCCGGUCAUUACUUAAAAAGAUGGGCGGAACGGUAGACGUCGCCCGCUGGCCUGUAGUUUCCGCCACUAGGCAAAUAGGUUUACCGGCACUCAUCAUAUUUCUGCUCGCCCAACUUGUCGUGGAGCAAACUCAGCGAGUACUACCGGGUGAGUCGGAGCGGGAGCGCGUUAUGGCAAGUGUGCGUCAACACCUUCAUGACUACAUAAGUGUAGUAGCCAUCACGCGACCAGGAAGAUUAACGUUGAGUGAUUCGAAAGAGCUUCGAAUUUUGCUUCGGGAGUUCGUUAAUGGCGUGGAGCAACCUUUUGGCACCAGCAUCGGCUUUCUGUGGCCGCGGUCUGAGAAAACGAUCGACAUUACAAUACUCUCUCAGUUCAUACGUCCUAGGAUAACGGUGCCUAGUGAGUUAGCCGCCACUUCACGCUCGUCACCUUUUAGCAACAACAUUGUAGUUAAGGGUUUGCAAGGAACUAUUUGCAUCCCUACGUGCCCAGUGGUAACUUAUAGCCCGAAGUUAGCUAUAUCCUCCAGCUACACCGUCGAGAAGUGCUCGCAAACUAGCUUUUAUGUUACUUCCGACCUUCCUCACACACGGCUCACUCAACUUGUCAAUUGCACCGUUGCUUUAGGUCCAGUCGGGGGAGUUUUGUACAUAGAUCGUUGCGAGAACACCAAUAUCUCAGCCUUGUGCACUGCUGUGGUGGUGAACCGAUGCCGCAAUGUGAACAUAUUCAUCUGUACGAACAGUCCACCCGUACUCUGCCAGCUCGAGGGAAGCGAGAACUCAGAGAAUGUCCGCUUCGCCCCGUACAACUCGCACUACUCCACCUUAGAGGAGCAUCUGGCAAACUCCGGGGUAAACCCCAUGAUGAAUUUAUGGAAUGUUGGUAUCCCUUCCCCGCAUUGUAUCCUACCACCAGAUGAAUUCACCCCCGUGUGUUUUCCCGUCGCCCCGCACACCAGCGCUGUGGUGACCACCCGCACGAAUCCGUGUCCGCCGCCUCCGCCGUAUGCCACCGCGAUGGAGCGGCGCGUGCGACGUUUUCAGGAAACUUCGCGGCAGUUGCGGGAGGCAUAUGAACGACUCGAGGCGGAUGGAAGGAAAGAUUUAGCAGAUGAGUUACGAGGAAAAGUGCACACACUUUUUGUUGACUGGUUGCGGCGUGUGGGGCAGGAGCGAGUACUGGCCAGCCUUCUCCGUAAGAAUGCGAACGGCCAGUCGUAG